AUGACGCCUGAUAAUGUGAUGAUAGGGAUGAAGCCUGACAAUGUGAUGAAAGGGAUGAUUCCUGACAAUGUGAUGAUAGGGAUGAUUCCUGACAAUGUGAUGAUAGGGAUGAUUCCUGACAAUCCAAGCUCUUCACCACCAACUCUCCAUCAACCACAAACUCUCCAUCAACCACCCUAUGCUAGAGCCACCAUCAAAAUCCACAAGAACCCUCCUAAAGCCCGUCUACUUGUGUGCUCCCGAGAUACUGUCUUCUACAAAACGGCCCAACACCUAACCACAAUCCUUGCCCCCUUAGGAAAAAAAGCCGACUCCUUCAUCUCUGACUCCACGGACUUCUGCUCCAAACUCAAGAACAUCACCAAUCCAGAUCAAAUCAUCAGUUACGAUGUAGUAGACCUCUUCACCAACGUACCCAUAGAUGACACUCUGCAAAUUCUCCGCCGUCGCAUCACUGAAACCCCUCCUGAAACCAGCUUAACCACAGAAUCUAUCAUCGCCCUCACCACCGCCUGUAUCUCCACCACAUACUUCACCUGGGGCGACGAGUAUUAUCAACAGAUACACAGCCUACCCAUGGGAUCCCCACUGUCUCCUAUCCUUACUGAAAUCUACAUGACCCACUUCGAACAGCAAGCCCUCACAACAUCACCCAUCCAACCUAUUUGCUGGUACAGGAAAGUUGACGACACCUUUGUCAUCCUCAAACAAGACCAAGACCCAACCCUGCUACUACAACAUCUUAACCAACAACACCCCCGAGUACAGUUCACCAUCGAAACAGAAAAGGACAACCAACUACCCUUCCUAGAUGUCCUCGUCUGUAGAAACGCAGCUAACAGAAUCCAAACCAGUGUCUACCGGAAGCCCACCCACACCGACCAGUGUAUCCACUUCAACUCUAACCACCCCCUCAGAACCAAGACUGGCAUCAUCUCCGCCCUUACCAAACGUGCCAUCAACCUUUCCUCUGCUGACCCCAAACCUGAGAUCACACACCUCCGCCAAGUCUUCACCCACCUCAACAAUUAUCCGGCCAAACUAGUCGACAAAGUUAUCGCCUCUGUCCCACACCCAGACCUGCGGCCCUUAAACCCGAAUCAGCGCCCUUCCGCAUCGCCCUUCCGUUCAUAG
Messenger RNA from Haliotis rufescens (red abalone), 1134 nucleotides. RefSeq lists its product as uncharacterized. The transcript has 2 exons. Lineage: Eukaryota; Metazoa; Mollusca; Gastropoda; Lepetellida; Haliotidae. The record is from RefSeq and is a predicted model, not a curated record. The coding region runs from base 1 to 1134 and encodes 377 amino acids.